AAAUUGAGGCACAAAUCAAAAAAAAAUGAACCAAACCAUGACCGUCCAGUUGAAAACUAGUUCCAAAUGAGCGCCGAUAGACGGUGCUGUUCUAAGACUAUGAAAUUUUAUACGUUUUUUGUUAUGUGACCCACGGAUGGCUUCCAAAAUGGAUAGUGGGUCGGCGACAACGACUGAGGCCUACCAAUACGUAGGGCCCUUCCGGCUGGAGAAAACCUUAGGGAAGGGGCAAACAGGUCUAGUCAAGCUCGGGGUACAUUGCGUGACGGGAAAGAAAGUGGCCAUCAAGAUUAUAAACAGAGAGAAACUCAGCGAAUCUGUGUUGACGAAGGUCGAAAGGGAAAUAGCCAUAAUGAAAUUAAUUGAGCAUCCCCACGUGCUCGGACUGUCCGACGUUUAUGAAAAUAAGAAAUAUUUGUAUCUAGUUUUAGAGCACGUAAGCGGAGGCGAGCUGUUCGACUACUUAGUGAAGAAGGGCCGACUCACGCCAAAAGAGGCUCGGAGAUUUUUCAGACAAAUUAUAUCGGCACUAGAUUUCUGUCAUAGUCACUCGAUUUGCCACAGGGACUUAAAGCCGGAGAACUUGCUCCUAGACGAACGGAACAACAUCAAGAUUGCAGAUUUCGGGAUGGCCUCCCUCCAGCCGGCCGGGUCGCUGCUGGAAACUUCUUGCGGGAGUCCGCACUACGCUUGUCCCGAGGUCAUACGGGGUGAGAAAUACGAUGGUCGGAGGGCGGACGUGUGGUCGUGCGGUGUCAUCUUGUAUGCACUUCUCGUCGGUGCGCUGCCUUUUGACGAUGAUAAUUUACGUCAAUUACUUGAAAAGGUGAAACGAGGAGUGUUUCACGUGCCGCACUUUGUACCACCUGACUGCCAACAACUACUGCGUGGAAUGAUAGAAGUGAAUCCAGAGAAGAGAAUGACUUUGGCAGAGAUAACGAGACAUCCAUGGGUAACUGCUGGCGGACGAGGAGAACUCGAACAAGAGUUGCCGAUGAUGGAAGUUGUCCAAACCAGAGUACUGCCUUCAGCUGAUGCUGUCGAUCCUGAUGUUUUACAGGCAAUGUGCAGCUUAGGUUGUUUCAAGCAAAGGGAGAAGCUGGUGCAAGAACUUUUAAGUCCGCAUCACAACACGGAGAAGGUUAUAUACUUUUUGCUGCUGGAGCGGAAGCGCAGGCGUCCGGCGCGCGAGGACGAGGCCCGGCCUCCGCCCCCCGCCGCGCCACCCGCCCCCGCCGCCGCCCCUGACCCCCCGCGGAAACGACUCGACACCUGUCGGGUGAACGGACAGUCUGUUCAUUUCGGGCAGAUUAGUGAGGGAUCGCCCAUCACUCCGAGAAGGUCUCAGUUGAGGUCAUCAUCGAGUCGACGUAAUGAAGGACGAAGUUCACCGCAGCUGUCUGCCAGCCCACCAGCUGGCCACACACCACAUCGCGUGUCGUCGUUGGGAGGAACGCCGGCAACACCGGGUUCGCCAUUAGCGUCGCCUUCGGUCCGGGAGCACCACCAUCAGAGAGCGAACUCUACUGGACCGACGAUCAGCCUCAAUAUCGGUGGCGAGCCCGGGGAGGCGGUGAUCAUUGUAAACGAGACCCCGUCUGGCCCGGCCGUCGCUGCCAGGCCGCACAGCCCCACGCAGUCACACAGAGGCGUCCCUAACGCUGCGGCAAGCGCAUCGGCCCCCUGGAGAGUGCGUUUGGCCACCAUCAAGAACUCGUUCCUGGGUUCGCCGAGAUUUCAUAGGCGGAAAAUGCAGACAUCAUCGGAGGAAGUUCAUCUGACGCCCGAAUCAUCACCGGAGCUGACGAAGAGGUCCUGGUUCGGGUCCCUCCUCCUGUCCGCUGACAAGGAGGAAACGUUCACGGCCCUCGUCAAAGGGAAACCUCUGGCCACCGUCAAAGCCGAUUUGAUACACGCCUUUUUGAGUAUAGCAGAAUUGUCGCACAGCGUUAUAAGUCCGAUGUCGUUCCGCGUCGAGUACAAGAGAGGGUCGAACGCGCCCGCCAUGUUCCAGAGGCACGUCAGGUUUCAGGUCGAUAUAUCGACUAUAACGAAGACAGCCGAGGAGAACGGGAAGGACAACUUGUUUGCGAUAACGUUCACCUUACUGUCGGGCAACAUCCGUCGGUUCCGUCGCGUGUGCGAGGUGGUGCAGGCGGCCGUGAGCCGGGCGUCCGGCGCCACGCGGCACGCCGUCCUGCACCCCCCCUCGCCCUGCGCGCACCGCCGACACGUGCACCCCGCAGCUUCCAACGAGAUCCCGGACAGUCCGGAGGCGCUGGGCGGGGAACCGGACAGCGACUCCUCAAUGUUCGACUCCAGGAGUCCGGCGCCCACGCCCACCAGCCACACCUCCAUAGACCAACUCGAUCAGAACGGGACACAUCUUCUAGGGUCCAGCUCUUCGGUGACCAGCGGCUCUAGCGGCUACAAACAGUGCGGAAGAAGACGACCGGCGGAACCGGCCUCAGCAUCUCUCGACCGCGAGAUCAUGAGUUGUGGUCGUGACAUACCCGGCACCCACACAAAACGUUCGUCGUCAGAAUGCCGGGAGGCCGCCUCCUCGCCGCGCCGGGGGCUCGAGGCCCGCGACGCGUCACUCAAGGACGCCCUCCGGAGGAACAACUCGCUGAGGGAUCGGCGUGACGUCACUCCGACCACGACCAUCGCGUGAGACUAGUCCCGCAAACGGCUCCAGCCCCGACACGAAAGGGUUUUGAACGAUACGAAAAUAUAAAAAAAAAAAAAACCAUAUUGUCGGUUUUUACUACGUGAAACGAAAAAUCAUUUGUUUUAUCGAAUUCAUAAUAAUAUGAAUGCAUAUUGACGUAAAAUACCUACAUCUUUUUUUUUUUUUAAUCAAAAUAUUAAUUUGUUACUAGAGAAAAAUAACACGAUCUAAUAAAUUCAUUCCAAUCAAUACGUAAAUUAGAAACAUUAGGUAUGUGUACUUUAUGACAUGUUUGAUUAUGAAGAAAAAAACAAUAGAAAAAAAUAUUAUUACGAACGGCAACUAAUUUUUUUAUUGUUUAUUUUUGUCCUAAUUAUAUUUGUUACAUUGUUAAUAUCGCUAAUAUACAUACAUAUCGAGGGGUGAACGGCGAUAUGGUUUAAGUGAUAUUUCGCUUAACACGCGCCAUUUAUCU
Molecule: messenger RNA, 3146 nt
Organism: Bombyx mandarina (wild silkworm)
Lineage: Eukaryota; Metazoa; Arthropoda; Insecta; Lepidoptera; Bombycidae
Gene: sff
Product: BRSK family serine/threonine-protein kinase sugar-free frosting
Biological process (GO): protein phosphorylation; intracellular signal transduction
Cellular component (GO): cytoplasm
Molecular function (GO): protein serine/threonine kinase activity; ATP binding
Source: RefSeq, a predicted model, not a curated record